Molecule: messenger RNA, 783 nt
Organism: Fusarium venenatum
Lineage: Eukaryota; Fungi; Ascomycota; Sordariomycetes; Hypocreales; Nectriaceae
Source: RefSeq, a predicted model, not a curated record
AUGGCUAUGUGGAACUCUCUUACCGUAGUCCUUGCCUUUGGUAUUGCUACGAUUCAUGCUAGCCCAUGCAAGUCAGCAUCUUCUGUGACAUUUAUCGAUGCUGUGCCUUCAAUUGUGCUAGCUGUGUCAGCGACUGACACCUCCAAAUUCCCUUUAUCGUCAAUCAUUUCGCCCGCGACACGAACGACAUCAGUAUUGAAACGGUCAACCACAGCGACGACCGAGAUAAGCAGUAUCACGACCACACGCACGAAGAAGUCAGAUGCUACUCCUGUCAGAAAAGUUACCACGACCUUUACCAGGACAUCAAAACCUAAAUCGACCGCGAUAAACUUACUUAGCAACCCAGGCUUCGACGAUUCUUCCGACAUCUUUUUCUCUCAGCCAUGGGUCUUGAGGUCUUCUCAAGGGAGGUCCGUGGCUGAAUUUAAAGAUAACUACCCUGUCAAAUCAAAACCGACAGCGUUAUACAUGUCCAUCCUGGAAGACGGCGCGCCAUCAAUCGAACAAUGGGUGGCAGGGCUGGAGAAAUCCAAGCAAUACACUUUGUCAACUUGGGUCGCCUAUCAAUCCGGAGCGGCAGGAUGCCACAUCGAUUUGAAGCUAGACAAAACUCUCAUCAAGAGGCACGUCAUUUCUAAAGGCUCGCCUGGUCGAUACAAAAAGGUUGAGGGUAUUGCGGCAUCCAAUUUCCAGAUGGAUCUGGUCAGCAUGUGGCUGUACUGUCCUUCUGGCGUGACUGUGGCUAUUCUAGUGGAUGAUUUCAGUCUCGAAGAGGUGUAA